Bathycoccus prasinos is the source of this 651-nucleotide messenger RNA. RefSeq lists its product with no specific name. Bases 1 to 651 code for a protein of 216 amino acids. Lineage: Eukaryota; Viridiplantae; Chlorophyta; Mamiellophyceae; Mamiellales; Bathycoccaceae. The transcript has a single exon. The record is from RefSeq and is a predicted model, not a curated record.
AUGGCGUCAUUGGUAACAGUGGCGCGCGCGGGUACUACUGCGAGCACUCAUCGCUCGAGCGGCUUAGCAACGCGGGGAAAGUUUUCUUUCAUGAGAAAAAGUCAAUCACAACAAAAUUUUGCGACGACGAUCCCUAAGAAUAAGAAUAACAGUAAAUCAGGACAACGGCAUUCUUCUGUCGUUCUUCACUCGAGGAUGAAAGUCUCCGCUAAUGCUGCUGGAGGAGAAACAGCAUUUCAGUAUAAAAAACCACGAAUUGACGAAGGCUACAACUGCGUGGUUACAGAGAAAGGGGCGAUUAUUUCCGAAGAUAUCCCCUCGGGAACGUACGAAGUCUCCGCCUGGUGGGGAGGGACGAAGAAAUCGAGAGACGAUAAAGAGGAGGAGUUUUUAGCGCCCAGGUGCGACACGGAGAGACAGAAAGGGUGCGAGGUAAAGUGCGAAGUCGUGGAGGAAGGAUGUUUGGUGUGCGAAGGAUUAGCGGAAGGAACGUAUCGAGUGACCAACGUGAAAGAUUUGAACGAAGAGUGCGAGGUGAGCUACGACGGAACGAGCAUAAGUUGCGACGAAGCCGACGCGGAAACGUUUAACGUGGGCGAUUUGGAAAUGCAGGAGAAAGCGGACGACCAUAGCAUUCGUUUAGGUGGAUAA